Molecule: messenger RNA, 4967 nt
Organism: Saimiri boliviensis boliviensis (Bolivian squirrel monkey)
Lineage: Eukaryota; Metazoa; Chordata; Mammalia; Primates; Cebidae
Gene: ZRANB1
Product: zinc finger RANBP2-type containing 1
Biological process (GO): cell migration; protein K33-linked deubiquitination; cytoskeleton organization
Cellular component (GO): nucleus; cytoplasm
Molecular function (GO): K63-linked polyubiquitin modification-dependent protein binding; cysteine-type deubiquitinase activity
Source: RefSeq, a predicted model, not a curated record
GUCUGGCCUUGACGUUGUGCCGCUCGCCGCGGGGUUUAUUUGGCUCCGGGUCCCUCGGCCGCCGCCAUUAGGGGUCCGCAGCGCCCGCGGCCGCCCCCAGUACCUCGCUGCCCCCGCCCCCCGGGGCUCCCCAGUCUCAGCGUCUCCUUUCUGCUCCUCUCCCCCCGCCUCCAGCAGCCGGGAGCCGCGCGCAGGCCCGCGGAGACCAUGUCCUGACUGAGGGGAGAGGGCGGAGGCGGCAGCAGCGGGGCGGGCGGCGGCGCGGAGGGAGGCGGAGAGGGGCCGGGCUCGACUCGUCGCCGCGGGUUGCGCGGGGAGUCGCCGCCGCCGCCGCCGCCGCUACCGCCGCCGCCGCCGCCGCCGCCGCCGAGCGCCUGUCGGACGGGAAGGAGGAGCAGGAGCUGGAGGAGGAGCCGCCGCCGCCAGCUUCCUGCCUGACACAACUCACUUCAAGGAGUGCACAAUGUCAGAACGUGGAAUUAAGUGGGCUUGUGAAUAUUGUACGUAUGAAAACUGGCCAUCUGCAAUCAAGUGUACUAUGUGUCGUGCCCAAAGACCUAGUGGAACAAUUAUUACAGAAGAUCCAUUUAAAAGUGGUUCAAGUGAUGUUGGUAGAGAUUGGGAUCCUUCCAGCACCGAAGGAGGAAGUAGUCCUUUGAUAUGUCCAGACUCGAGUGCAAGACCAAGGGUUAAAUCUUCAUAUAGCAUGGAAAAUGCAAAUAAAUGGUCAUGCCACAUGUGUACAUAUUUGAACUGGCCAAGAGCAAUCAGAUGUACCCAGUGCUUAUCCCAGCGUAGGACCAGGAGUCCUACAGAAUCUCCUCAGUCCUCAGGAUCUGGCUCAAGACCAGUUGCUUUUUCUGUUGAUCCUUGUGAGGAAUACAAUGAUAGAAAUAAAUUGAACACUAGGACACAGCAUUGGACUUGCUCUGUUUGCACAUAUGAAAACUGGGCCAAGGCUAAAAGAUGUGUUGUUUGUGAUCAUCCCAGACCUAAUAACAUUGAAGCAAUAGAAUUGGCAGAGACUGAAGAGGCUUCUUCAAUAAUAAAUGAGCAAGACAGAGCUCGAUGGAGGGGAAGUUGCAGUAGUGGUAAUAGCCAAAGGAGAUCACCUCCUGCUACGAAGCGGGACUCUGAAGUGAAAAUGGAUUUUCAGAGGAUUGAAUUGGCUGGUGCUGUUGGCAGCAAGGAGGAACUUGAAGUAGACUUCAAAAAAUUAAAGCAAAUUAAAAACAGGAUGAAAAAGACUGAUUGGCUAUUUCUCAAUGCUUGUGUGGGGGUUGUAGAAGGUGAUUUAGCUGCCAUAGAAGCAUACAAGUCAUCAGGAGGAGACAUUGCACGCCAGCUCACCGCAGAUGAAGUACGCUUGCUGAACCGUCCUUCGGCCUUUGACGUUGGCUAUACUCUUGUACACUUGGCUAUACGUUUUCAGAGGCAGGAUAUGCUAGCAAUAUUGCUUACAGAGGUAUCUCAACAAGCAGCAAAGUGUAUUCCAGCAAUGGUGUGUCCUGAACUGACAGAACAAAUCCGGAGAGAGAUCGCUGCCUCUCUUCAUCAGAGAAAGGGGGAUUUUGCUUGCUAUUUUCUGACUGACCUUGUAACAUUUACGUUGCCAGCAGAUAUUGAAGAUUUGCCUCCAACAGUCCAAGAAAAAUUAUUCGAUGAGGUGCUUGAUAGAGACGUUCAAAAAGAAUUGGAAGAAGAAUCUCCAAUUAUUAAUUGGUCCUUGGAAUUGGCUACACGUUUGGACAGUCGACUAUAUGCACUUUGGAACCGGACUGCAGGAGACUGCCUACUUGAUUCGGUACUACAAGCUACCUGGGGCAUUUACGACAAGGACUCGGUGCUUCGGAAAGCCCUGCAUGACAGCCUGCAUGACUGUUCACAUUGGUUUUAUACACGCUGGAAAGAUUGGGAAUCAUGGUAUUCUCAGAGCUUUGGUUUACAUUUUUCCUUGAGAGAAGAACAGUGGCAAGAAGACUGGGCAUUUAUACUCUCUCUUGCUAGUCAGCCUGGAGCAAGCUUGGAGCAGACACACAUUUUUGUACUGGCACAUAUUCUUAGACGACCAAUUAUAGUUUAUGGAGUAAAAUAUUAUAAGAGUUUCCGGGGAGAAACUUUAGGAUAUACUCGGUUUCAAGGUGUUUAUCUGCCUUUGUUGUGGGAACAGAGUUUUUGCUGGAAAAGUCCGAUUGCUCUGGGGUAUACGAGGGGCCACUUUUCUGCUUUGGUUGCCAUGGAAAAUGACGGUUAUGGCAACCGAGGUGCUGGUGCUAAUCUGAAUACUGAUGAUGAUGUCACCAUCACAUUUUUGCCUCUGGUUGACAGUGAAAGGAAGCUACUCCAUGUGCACUUUCUUUCUGCUCAGGAGCUAGGUAACGAGGAACAGCAAGAAAAACUGCUCAGGGAGUGGCUGGACUGCUGUGUGACAGAGGGGGGAGUUCUGGUUGCCAUGCAAAAGAGCUCUCGGCGGCGAAAUCACCCCCUGGUUACUCAAAUGGUAGAAAAAUGGCUUGACCGAUACCGACAGAUCCGGCCCUGUACAUCCCUGUCUGAUGGAGAGGAAGAUGAGGAUGACGAAGAUGAAUGAGAAGAAAAAAAAAGCAGCUGAUCAAGGCAUCGGAUCUGUAAUGACCCUAAACUUAGUGUGGUGCUCCAAGCAGAGUCUACAUCAUGGACUGAACCAGAUCGGGCAGAAUCUGCUCGGAAGUGUUUUCCUGGACCACACGCACCGAAUGGAGAGAACGCCUCUGCUGCUUGAAGGGACAGAGAACUUUGGUUGGACUAGUUUGUAAAAAAAAAAAAAAAAACUAAUUUUAUUAUUAAGACAGAACUUUUUGUCCUUUCAAAUUGUAAAUCUGUCUAUAAAUGUAACGCAUGUGGUUGUGAAAGAAAUUGUGUAAUAGGAAAAGUCGUACCAGCAUCUUCAUAUUGAGAAAUUUUUUUCCAGCAUGGGCACUUAGAAAAAGCACAUGGCAGAUGACUCUUUGUUCCUCUGAGAUAUUAUUUCAAUAGAACCUGGCAUUCUACUUUCACCUUAAAAGAUCCAUCUAAUGUUAAGUCUCAGAGAUCUGGAAAUGUUUUGUAUAAAUUAUCCACAGCAAAACAUAAAAAUAAGCUUUUAAUAAUUUAGUUCCUCUUGUGCCCAAUAAAAUCAAAUCUUUUAGGAACAAACCGCAAGAAAAGAUAAGAAUGUUUUAGAGUGAACUAAAUAGACAUCGUUUAUUUGUUUUGAAGAGGGUUUUGGUUUUGGUUAUUGUGUCUUUAAGUUUUCUGAUAUGCCCCCUUUCAAUAUGUAGAUAUUUAUUUGUUUGGAAGAAUACCUUAAAAUGAGGGUUCUAAUUCCAGAGUAGCAUUUUCCUGGAUGAAAAGGGAGUAGCAAGCCCACUUGUGACUAAAUGAAUUGUGUGAAAUUUGCUCACUUGGACUCCAGCAGCAGUGUGCUAACUCCCAAAUUGCCAGGCCAAAGGGUCUUUGGAUUCUUCCUUUUAUCACCUCUGCUCUAAGCAAAUUUUGUUAGAAGGGCAUGCCUUAGCUUAGGCAGAUUGGGAAUACCAAUUCACUACAGAAUUUUAAAAUUGCAAUAAGGUGGUAAAUGCAUUGUAUGAAGAAUUUCUCAGUGUAUAGUCUGAGAACUUUUGCAUGUUGAAUUGUGGCCAUUCUUAUUUAAAAUUAAAACUAUAAUCUUAGGUAGAAAAAUUUUUAUAAGGAGUAUUAUUUGACCACUUCAGGUAUACAUUCAAUACUGGGUAAAAAUUUCAGACCUAUCUCAGGAACACAGAAAUACUUGGUGUCCUGAUAAGCACUUUCCAGACGAUUGAUGUGGCCAGGAAUUUGGAAAGAAGACAUACUCACAUGUAUUUUUUUUCUUCCCUGUGAUGAAAAGGCUGUGAAAACCUUAAAGUAUUUGCUCGCUUCUUGUUUUGUUUAGUUGAUAAUGAAAUGUGUACAACCUCAAAUUUGCUGCCAGAAUGAUACUAAAAAUAGAAAAAUGCCCACGAAACUAUCAUGUCUUUAGUUCUUCUCCCCUCUGAAAACUCAGUAAAGAGGUGUUCCCAGGAUGAAAAGAUCAUUUUUGCUGCAUGCUAAAUCUUGCAAGAAAAAAUUAUUUUUGUAGUAUGAUUCCCUAUAAAUGAAUUUUUGAUAUAAUGUAAAUGUUACCGUUUCAAGUGGUUAAUGUUUUCUUAAAAAUUGACUAUAUGGUUUCUUUUGCUUUCAUUUUGGUCAAUAAUUAGUUAAUCGAGGUUUUAGAAAAUGUUAGCACUCCAAUUACAUAGCAUCUGUAGUAACUUUAUGUAUAGGGAUAAUUGUUUAGUGGGCAGAGAUCCUGUUCUAGUUGCCUGUUAAGCAAAAUCUGCCCUCCCAAUUGAAGAAGCCAAAGAGAAUUGUUAAGAGGGAAAAGCAUGUAGCCACUGCAGUCUGCACUGCAGCCAGCAUUGUCCAGAGAGCACACGCUCAGUAUGUAGCUUCUACCGUGUGUUGUGGUGAGUGGUGUUUCCCCUGAGCGCUCUAUUUAUUUAUUUAUUUAUUAUCUAUAACCCUGACCUCAUAGUGUGAUAGGUGCAUCUUUCUUCCCUGUGGGAAAGAAUUAUAGAUGGUUCCAUUUCCUAGGCUACCGACAGGAAUGGGACUUUAAAUGGUUUUCAUAGAUUGGCUAUUAAAGGCCAAAAUUUUUGGUAAAUCAAUGCUAUAUUAUGCUCUUAAACUAUUAAAGAGCCAUAAUUAUUGUCCCAAGAUAGAAUAUAGUCCUUUUCAAAGAUUAUACGUGGCUAGGUGACAGACAUAAACGUCUUGAUUGAGUGGAUAGUAAUACCUUAACUCUAUGAACUUUGUGGUUUUUCCAGAGCAUACACAGCGUGGCAUUUUGUUUUGACCUGUUUUUCUUUGGAGUCAAAUUUAUAAAUAUAUAUAUAUUUUGUUUGUUUGGGCAACCAAGAUCUAAUUAAACAAAACCCAGGUUGACCGUG